AGCGGUGGCGGUUGUCGGGCCCGGACCAGUGGGACAUGGAGCAGCCGUGGCCGCCACCGGGCCCCUGGAGCUUCCCGAGGACUGGCGGGGAGACCGAGGAAGAGAGUGACUUAGACGUGUCCCCCUCUUCUUCCCACUACUCUCCGGUACCGGACGGCGGCGCCCAGAUGUAUAGCCACGGGAUUGAGCUGGCGUGCCAAAGGCAGAAAGAGUUUGUGAAGAGCUCUGUGGCGUGCAAAUGGAAUCUAGCUGAAGCCCAGCAGAAACUUGGCAGUUUAGCACUGCAUAACUCUGAGUCCUUGGAUCAGGAACAUGCCAAAGCGCAGACCGCAGUGUCAGAGCUGAGGCAGCGGGAAGAAGAAUGGCGACAGAAAGAGGAGGCUCUGGUCCAGAGAGAGAGGACGUGUCUCUGGAACGUGGAUGCCAUUAGCAAGGAUGUUUUUAAUAAGAGUUUUAUUAAUCAAGAUAAAAGAAAAACAGAAGAUGAAGAUAAAUCACAAUCAUUUAUGCAGAAAUAUGAGCAAAAAAUCAGACAUUUUGGUAUGUUGAGUCGAUGGGAUGAUAGUCAGAGAUUUUUGUCUGACCACCCGUACCUUGUAUGUGAAGAAACUGCUAAAUACCUUAUUUUAUGGUGUUUUCACCUAGAAGCUGAGCAGAAAGGCGCUCUAAUGGAACAGAUAGCACAUCAAGCUGUUGUGAUGCAGUUUAUUAUGGAAAUGGCCAAAAACUGUAAUGUGGAUCCAAGAGGCUGUUUUCGUUUGUUUUUCCAGAAAGCCAAAGCAGAGGAAGAAGGUUAUUUUGAAGCAUUCAAAAAUGAGCUUGAAGCUUUCAAGGCAAGAGUAAGACUUUACGCUCAGUCACAAAGCUUUGCACCUGUGACAGUUGAGAAUCAUGCUCCCCAUUCUGGUGUCGGGUGCAUAGGCUCCGCAGAACCCCUACCACAGGCUCCAAGAUUUUAAGACCAGCUUUAGCCAGUUUAUUCUCUUGUCUACAUUGGGACAUGGAAAGUAUCAUUCAGAAGACAAUAUGAGGAGAGUCCUGUAUUUAUCUUUAAGCCUCAUAAAAUGGUAAAAAAAAAAAAAUGAGAUUUUCAAUUUCUUGACCUUAUGUCAGUAUAAUUUACCAUUUUAGUAACAUGUAUUUAAAAGUUAUUAAAUUUACAUUAACACUUUAAUCUAAUAUAGUAUAUAAAGUAGUAAGGAAAGCAGUUGAUCACAUUUAACUCAGCCAAAAACAUUUUUAAGGCUAUAAAUAUCUACAUACUGGCUUUAAAUAAUUACUAGUGUUCUCCUUUAAUUAGACACAUCAGGAAUAGCACCCUGAAGGAUGCCGGCAGAUCUCUUCUUUAUUUUUAUUUUUUUAAGAUUUGUUUUAUAGGUAUGAAAAUAUUUUGCCUGCAUGUAAGUGUGUGUACCACAUGUGCACCUGGUGCCCAUAUAGACCAAAAGAGGGCUUUAGAUCCCCUAGACUGUUCCUCGCAAAUGGUUGUGAGCUGCCGUAUGGGUACUAGGACUUGAACCCUAGACCUCUGCAAGAGCAGGAAGUGCUCUAAACUGUUCAGCCAUCUUCCUAGCCCCCAGUCAGUUCUGUAAUGUUAUUUAAAUACAGUAUUGAAGCAGCACAUGAAAAAGCAGUUUUUCUUAGGGAGUUUUAUGAUAUUGAAAGCAAUAAAUAAACCUAAAAUUAGUCACCUGAUGUGUGCAGAGAAGAAAGAGACUUCUAGGAUGUCAUUGGUUCUUUACAUAAAAUGAGAACAUAAUACACAUUACAAUAUAAGCAACCUGUAUUAUCAAGAAGAUGCUUCUGCUUUGAGAGAACUGAGUUAACAGCUGACAACAGUGGCCAGGCCUCCUUGAUAUUUGUGGUAGAGAAGGCUGGAGUCCUAGAAUUUUGUCAUUUGCAUUAUUUCUAUUAUGGGGAAUCUUCGUAAUUAAUCAAGGAUAACAGACCAGUUGUUCCCUGCAGGGUGAGAAUUUAAGCUUCCUGACCUAGGUAGCCUCAGGGGAGGCAUGCUGUUAGGGGUCUUUCUAGUUGCCUAAAACUGUGCCUAGAUGAAGGCAGUGGGGAUAGGAGAGGCCACCUGAGGGACCAAGAUGACAAUUUUGAGGUCUGAAAACAAUGUUCUACAAUAAUGGUAUAAUGUUUUUAUAUCACUUUAUGGGUUAUAUAAUAUGUUGACAUGUAUCAUUUAAUCUUUGAAAAACGCUAUGAUUAUAUUAACCCAUGUUUCAGAUAAGUAAGUUGAAAAUUACAAGGUUAAAUUACUUUGCCUAAAGCCAACACAAGUGAGUGGUGGGGCUGAUACUCUAACUUUGACUAUUUUUACCCACUCUUGAGUCUUGUGAGUCAUAAAUGACAAGUAGUCAAGUGCUCUUAGAGAGAACUGUGUACGGGGACCAGGAAAGGGCUGAGAGUGCUGGUGGACACAUGGCAGUCAGUGGGGUUUCAGCCUCAGUUAGGGCAGGGAUGCUGAUUCCCUUUGGUUUUUCAAGUCUCCAUGACUGUUGGUCAGUGAGCUCUGGAGAAUCUCUUCAGCCAAUACUUGAUACUCAGAAUUCUGUCAUGAUAGAGUAGUUACAAGUUUGGUCUUAAAGGACCCUGGAAUCUAUAAUGGGUGUCAAAAAAAAAGACAGCGGAAGUAGAGUGAUGUCAUAUAACAAGAGUAUUAUUGUUUUAUAAAGCUUAGAAUCUGGUAAUGCUCUUGCUUUUAGGGUUUUGUAUAGUGAAAAGAGUCCUCUGAAACCCAACCAUCACUGCCAACCUGAGCUCUGAUGGGCUCAACAGCUGCUUCUUGGGUGAAAGGGGCAGCUGCUUCACCCUCCCCCUCUGGCCUGGCGUUCUUUUAUUUUCCUCCUGAGUGACACUAACCCGAAAUAGAAACAGAAACAACAUAGAAAGGACUCCUGGAGACAAGUCGGACCCAGCGUUUGCCUUUUACUAAAGAAACACAAAGUGUUGUAUGGGUUUCCUCCGUAAGUUCUUGUUUGUUUGUUUGUUUGUUUGUUUGUUUGUUUGAAGCAAGUUUGACUGUUGUAAUCAAGGUUGGCCUUGAACUCUUGAUUCUCCAAGAAUGCUGGAUCCUCUUGACUGUUAGAAUUAUGGGAGAGAGCCAUUGUACUUGACUUAGAAAGUAUUGUAUUUUAUUAGGAUUAAAACAAAAACAGUUCCCCUGUGAGAUGAGGUAUUUAAGACAUCGAGCUCCAGUCACCUUUGUAUAUGCUUGGGGGAGACUCAGGCAGCUGGAGCUCAGACUAAAGGCCAGCCUGGGCCACACAGUGAGAGCAUGUGGCAGCGGGGGAAGGAAAAACCUAUCUCAUUCGGAUAACUUUACUCGCUAUUGUUUAUUAAAAACAAAUGACAUUAUGUGGUAAAAGUAAAAAAGAAAGAAAAACAAAAAUCCAAGUUGCUGGAAAAUGUUCAGAAUAACAGACUAGAGAAAAAAAAUCACUUCAAAACGAGGGCAUUGCCAUGUAAUGUCUUGGGUUUAAAAUCUUAAACUCUUUUCCAUGGAAAAUUUUAAAAGUGCAUUUAACUUUGCAUUAACAACAUUUUAUGUUAUCUAUUAGUUUUAGAAAAUAAAAUCUGAUUUUCCUUCAGUUUAUUUUACUCAGGCGGAUCUUGCCUUUAUACAAUACUUUACACUUAUAAUACUUAACUCUUGUAGUUAGAUAGUAAUCUUAACAUUGCUGGCUAAAAACUAUUUUAACAAAUGUAGUUUUUGAUUUUUAUGAGUAUGAGUGUUUUGCUGCACAUAUGUCUGUGCAUCCUGUGCAUACAGGGCCCACAGAGGCCAGAGGAGGCUGUCAGACCCCUUGGAACUCAAGUUUCAGAUGCUUGUGAGCUGCUGCAUCUAUGCCGAGAACUGAACCCUGGCCCUCCGCAAGAGUAACCAGUGGUCUUAAUGCUUUGUCAUCUCUCCAGCCUCCUAAAGGCAUAUUUAUUAAAUAUAAUCUCAUGAGGAAAUUUAACCUUGUAUGGUUAAGGAAUUAAAUGAUAGUUUUGUUGCAUUAAAAAGGAGGUAUGUAACACUUCUGCUCACACAUUGCACUCUGUCUUUAUCACCUCUCUUGGGAUAAAGAAUAACAUCCUAUCUUUAGUUCUUCAGGUUUCAGUCUGUGUGGACUCCAAAAACCCACUUUCUUUCCUAAUUUGCCGCGCUGCAGAGGAAUAGAAGGUGAAGCCAUGUACGCAGUUGCGUGUGUGGUGUGAAGCUACUUUUCAAGUGUUGUUCCCCGUCUGUCUUUCUUUCUCUCUCCCCCAGAAUCCAGAUUCUCUUCAGUGUUGUCCCCCUGCCCCUCUGUGCAGUGUAGACUCAGUGGUACAUAAAGAAGACGACGACAGGAUGAUGGACACUGUGUGACUCAGCGAGACCGCUGAGCCCAAGGACUAGUUUGUUACGAGAAAGGAAGAGCCUGCCUAUUUUUUGACACUUUUAUGGGUGCUGCACUUUAUUUCUGUUCGGUUUUGAUGGGAGGGAAAGAGAACUGAAAUGUUUUGCAACUUUUUUUAUGUGCUGCUAGGGUUUUUGUUGUGUUGUUGUUUUGUUUCUGAAGGGAAGGUAACCAUGUGUUGCAGGAAGUCGAACUGGACGGACUCUUCCCCCACCCCUCAGUUACUAAAUUUGCCUUUAACUGUUCUUAGUUUGGGAAUCAAAGUAUGAAAAUGUGCACAAUGCAAUGUUUACAAGACUGGUUGGCUGAGGAGACAUCUGCUACAUGGUCUUUUCUACAUGGACAUAUACAUGUCCUCUUUCUCGGAAAGAACUGAAGCUAAGAGUAUGCUGUGUCCCACUGCAAAGUUCAGCUGUCAAAUCUGCUAUUCAUCCCAUUAAAGCAAUAAAUCAGAGUGGUGACUACUUACCAAGGAGCAGGCUGGGCGGCACGGAUGCUACUUUAAGAUAUCUACAUGUGUAUUUUCGGCACCACCAGUUAACUCCUUGUCUACUAUAAAUUUGAUAUUAAAACAUUGCAUCUAUCCCUAAAGUAAUCUUAAAACUAUUCGAAGUUGAGUUUGUCCUGAUGACUGUUUAAAUAUUAAGGAGGAUAGUGAGUGUAGAAAACAGUGCGGUUUUCUGUUUUUCCAAGAAGAUAAAAUGCAAGGUUACUCUAAUUUACUUGACACAGUCUGGGACCUCUCAGGGAGUAAGUUAAAAGAAUAGUAAGGGCUGUAAGAACAUUCAGGAAGAGUAACGUCCUUGUUAAGUCACAGUUCCUGUGUUUCUUGUGGUGAAGCCUUGAGAAAUGAAGAGCUGAGCUGCCAGCCAUGCCUAAGGAUUUGAUAACAGUCCCUCCCCUUCAGUGGCGGUGAUGGUCUCGCUCUCUGCUACUUGCUUCUAGCUUGGUUACUAGAGGAUGCUUCUGAUUUUUACUUCUUCCUGUGUAAUUCAUUGCAGAUCCUCCAGGAUGUCUGAUGAUUCUUUUAUUUAGAAUUAGAUGACAGUGCCAAUUAUGAUAUCCUUAUUAUUUGAGGAUUAAUCUUCCAGCAUACAGGAGCACUAGCUUUGGUUAUUUUCAAGUGUAAUCUUUGGCUCAGUGCCCACUUCAGUUUGUAGCAAAUAUCUGGAAAGUGGGUACCUGGGUUUGGGAAUGCAGGUCUCAGUUUGGUAAGGAAAUCAUGCUAAGCAGCCUUGGGCGCUCAGAGCUGUGACCUCUGCCCCGGAUGUCCUUUUCAGCUGAUGGGGCACCUAAUACUGUGGACAUGGACUGGAAUUGUUGAAUCAUGCUCCUGUAAUGUCACAAUCUUCCUAGUUUUCCCAGAAUAAAAGUCUUUUUGUGCUUUUGAUAUAAAUAUAUAUACUCUAUAAUAAAAUGUCUGACUAAUUUA
Messenger RNA from Rattus norvegicus (Norway rat), 5823 nucleotides. It is a transcript of the gene Cdc37l1, whose product is annotated as cell division cycle 37-like 1. The record is from RefSeq and is a predicted model, not a curated record. Lineage: Eukaryota; Metazoa; Chordata; Mammalia; Rodentia; Muridae. Gene Ontology annotation, cellular component: cytoplasm.